Hippocampus zosterae (dwarf seahorse) is the source of this 3193-nucleotide messenger RNA. RefSeq names its product Ras association domain family member 10b (gene rassf10b). Lineage: Eukaryota; Metazoa; Chordata; Actinopteri; Syngnathiformes; Syngnathidae. Gene Ontology annotation, biological process: signal transduction. The transcript has 2 exons. Bases 534 to 1760 code for a protein of 408 amino acids. The record is from RefSeq and is a predicted model, not a curated record.
UUGAUGUUUUUUGUGAAAAAAGAAAAAUGCCCAAAAUGAGCUGGAUUGCUGCUCAGCAGUUUUGAGACAUUUUUGCACUGUGGGGAAAAAUACAGUUCGUGGUUAUUUUCUUGUUUGCAUCCAAAUACUUUGUUGUUGAAUUGUGAAUCUUUUAGACGUGCCUUAAAAAAUCCAAUCAUCCAUUAUCUGAUCCACUUUUCCUUACUAGGGUCGCGGAUGUGCUGUAACCUAUCCCAGCUGUGAGGCAAAGUACACCCUGAACUGGUCGGCAAUUAUUUCUAAAUAAUGAAUAAAUAAUGUAGCCGGUAAACUUUGAAGACCAAACAAAUCAGGACUGCGUGUGACGUCGUCGGGUCUGCCCCACACUCCCCAAGGUUAAUAGAGCCGGUGGCAGUCACGUCAUCGGGCUCACUCGAGUAGUUGGCACUUUGUGCCCCAUGAGCAACUCCUUCAAAGACUGAAUUGACGACUUAUCUGACCCAAAGCGCAGAGUAGGUGUAUAAAGAUCUAAAAUAGACAUAAAUACAAGAAUAAUGAAUUCCGUGGAGGGGAGGAUCUCUGUGUGGGUGCGCGCGGAGGAGAAGCUCGUCUUCGGCUUGUCGAAACGCACAACUUGCGCCGAUGUGGUCGAAGCGCUCCUGAAGGAUUUAAAACAACCCGAACCGGUGCUGCCGCAUCGCUACAGCAUUGCAGAGAAUUGGAGGGGCCUCCAGAGGGUUCUACCCGACCGGACCAGGAUUUGGCGCCUUUGGGUGGCGUGGGGAGAGGAACGGGACCGGGUGAGGUUCGUAUUAGUGGGCUGCAGCGAGGCGGCCCGGAGCGCAGAGGCGCGCGUGAUGCUGCUCGGCAAACACAACCAUGUGUCCAAAUGGACUCCGGGCUCUUAUUUGACGGAGGUCCCGAUGGACAAGCAGCGUCGGAUCGUCAAGAAAGCUUUCAAAAAGUUGGAGAAGAUGCAGAAAAAACAGCCUUCCUCUUCUGGCGCGGGCAGGUUGCAGGCUUUGGCACGUCUCGUCGUCUCCCAGGACCGCACCAUCCGCCUGCAGGCUCUCAGGAUUCAGCAACUGGAUGCUGAGAUUGAAAGGCGAGAGGUGGAAGUACAUUUGGACCGAACCCGAACCUACGGUGUCGAUUAUGUGCGGAACACUUAUUUAUUCGCGCGUGCAGCAGAGGACGUUUCCAAUCAGGAGCGGUGCUCUUUGGAAGUCUUGCUUCACCUGUGUGACGUCAUGUGUCAGGAGGAGCUGCGGGAGCAGGAAGCGCUCACCGACAUGUUGACCGCGCAGAAGGAGGACAAGUUCAACCGCCACUGGAUGCGGAGGAGGCGAGUAGAGGAGGAGGAGGAGGAGGAGGAGGAGGAGACCUCAGCAUCCUUCAUCGCAGCAGGAGACGAGAUGCUUUUGAAGGAGCGGCUGAGGAGAUUGCUGGAUGUGAUUUUGUUUGUGGGCCUGUGCCUGCGCUCAGAUUUGGAGGCUAUUAGGGGCGAUUUGGAGCUGAGCCGGCAGAUUUGCAGCAGUCGCGAGGAGGAGAUGAGGGAUUUGCUGGAGAAAAUCAACUCUUUGGGAUCGGAGGACGGGGGUGACACUCAGGAGGAGACAGAUGAAGCCCAGAGGAUGAUGAGUAGUUUGGAGAGGAAGAGUGAGUGGGUAGAGCAAGCGAGGGGUCUGUCCAAAUGCGACGAUGACGACUCAGACACGGGUUUGAGCUCUCUCCACAGCCAGGAGUCGGACAACCUCACUGUGUGCCAGUCUCUGGUUUAGAAUUGGACUUUGGCUCAAUCAUGUCUCUCACUCAGCCUCAGCCUCGUCUCUGAUUGUAGAAUUUGACUGUCCAUGUCCAUGUCACUGACUCUGGAACUGAGCCACCCUCAACUAUGCAUUUGCAAUGAUGCAACUAGAAACCAGUCAGGACCACAUUUUUUUUACUCAAAAACUGGACCUAUCUGGCUGGCCCUUGUCUCUGACUUGAGAUGCAGACCAGCACGGGCCAUGUCUGACUCUAAAACUAGAAUUGUUUGGAUAGCAUCUAUGAGUCUACACCUGCACCACUUUGGACAGCGUCUCUGAGUCUGGAAUGGACCAGUCAGCCUUAUGUGUGUGACUCCAGAACUCGACCGUCUGGACCUUGUUUCUUACUCGAUACAACUGAGCCAUCUUAGUCCCGACUUGGACCAGUCUGGACAAUGUCUCAGAAUGACUCUGAAAUUGCACCGGGAAUGAACAUGUCUCAGGCGGCCCGGUGGGCAGCUGGUUAGCACGUCCGUGCCACAGUGCAAAAGUUCAAAUCCUGGCUCCGGCCUUUCUGUGUGGAGUUUGCAUGUUCUUGGGUGGCUUUUCUCUUUUACUCCACAUUGCAAAAACAUACGUGGCAGGCUAAUUGAACACUCUUAAAUUGUCCCUAGGCGUGAGUGUGAGCGCUCACAAUUGUUGUUCCUCUAUGUGAACCCUGCGAUUGGCUGUGAACCACUUCAGGGUGUCCCCCGCCACGACAGCUGGGACAGGCUCCAGCACAACUAUUCACACUCACACACCUAAGGACAAUUUACAGUGGUCCAUCGAACUGCAACGCAUGCUUUUGGAAUGUGGGAGGAAACCGGAGUACCCUGAGAAAACCCAUGCAGGGACAGGAAGAUCAUGCAAACUCCACAGAGGAAGGCCAGAGCCCAGAAUCAAACCCUGCACCUCUGCACUGUGAGCCGGACGUGCGAACCAGAUGACUACUGUGCCUCCCCGUUUGUAAUAUAUCAGAUUUAUUGGUUUAGGUAACAAUUGAUAAGAUUAGCUGGAAAACAACCUUUAUUGAGCCAAGGUGCCAAAUUUUCAUUACAAAACUCUCACGGGUAAAACGUAUGCCAAAACAUAAAUAGGUAUGAAUAAUGUUCUGAAAUAAUGAACUUGUCUACUCUCACCUCUGUCACAAAUUGCUUAAAGGCACUUGAAAAGGAGCUACUUCUAUAAUUUUUGGUCUAACAUCACACGUUUAUCGCAAUGGUUUCUGGGAAAAUAUAUGGUCCAGAAUUUCUUUUUCACCGUGACAGGCCUACAGGUAGGUGAAAAAAAAAGUCCAUGAGGAAGAGGGAGAGAUACAGUUUGUUUGUUUUUUAAUUCACUGAACUACAAGAUCAUGUCACACAGUUGGUUUGUUUUCUUCUUUGUUAACAAAAUUAAUGCUGUCAUUAAAAUGCAUAUUUGUU